Messenger RNA from Heterocephalus glaber (naked mole-rat), 3654 nucleotides. Its product is annotated as GTPase IMAP family member 5. Lineage: Eukaryota; Metazoa; Chordata; Mammalia; Rodentia; Bathyergidae. Gene Ontology annotation, molecular function: GTP binding. The record is from RefSeq and is a predicted model, not a curated record.
UGCACUCACAGCAGAAGGGAAAGCAGGAGGUCAGGGCCUCUAGAGCCCCUUCACAGCCUGUCAACAGGAAAGGGAAGAUGGGAGGACGGAAGAUAGCAAGGGAUGAAGAAAACGCCUAUGGUUCCGAAGAUGAGCCCGGGUCCCGGCAGGAGCCUCAGCUGAGGCUCAUCCUGGUGGGCAGAACAGGCACCGGUAAGAGUGCCACGGGGAACAGCAUCCUGGGCCACAGGCGUUUCCUCUCCAGGCUCGGAGCCACAGCCCUGACCAGAGCCUGCGCCACCGCCAGCCGAAAGUGGGGCCGGUGGCACGUGGACAUCGUGGACACCCCGGACAUUUUCCGAUCCGAAGUCCACGCGACAGACCCAGCGCACACGGAGAGAGGGCGCUGCUACCUGCUGUCCGCCCCCGGGCCACACGCGCUGCUCCUGGUGACCCAGCUGGGCCGCUACACCGCCCAGGACCAGGAGGCACUGAGGAAGGUGAAGGAGAUGUUUGGGAAGGACGUGGUGGCGCAAACUGUCGUUGUCUUCACCAGGAAGGCAGACCUGGCGGGGGGCUCUCUGCAGGAUUACGUGCGCUCCUCGGAGAACCGGGCCCUGCGGGAGAUGGUAGCGGAGUGCGGGGGCCGAGCCUACGCCUUGGACAACCGGGCCACUGGCAGAGAGUUGGAGGCCCAGGUGGAGGAGCUGCUGCACCUGGUCGAGGGCCUGGUGCGCGAGCGCGGGGGCGCGCACUACACCAACCAGGUGUAUGACCUGGUGCGCUCGCUGCGCGGGGCGCACCCGGAAGAACAGCUCCGAAGGGUGGCAGAGAGGGUGGCGGCUCACAUGCACAGGCCUCGCGGAGUCGGGCUGCUGGCCAAGCUGUGGGAGUGGCCCAAGUCCCACUGGACCCGCUGGAGACGGGACGUGGCCAUCCUGCUGGGAGUCGCCCUCCUGGUCUACGUGUUGGUCUACAGGCACGCACCACAGCCCCCGGGUGACCUGAAUGAUAUUCGCCGGGUUGCCGCCGCCCCCUGCGGGCGCCAGGCGGGGUCGGGCCGCCUCACCACGCGGCUUCUCCCUUUAGUGCGGCUGAUCCCCAGCCUCAGCGGCUCAGCGCGCCAGACCUGGACCGAGCCCGCCCGACACGCCCCGAAGAGAAUGGAGGGGUUGCAGAAGAGCGUAUAUGGAGCCAUGGCUGCAGGUGGACUGGAAGAUAACAGGUUUGCAGUGCGUCCGCCAUUGAGGAUCAUCCUGGUGGGAAAAACGGGCAGUGGGAAGAGUGCCACAGGCAACAGCAUCCUCUGCCGGCCAGCCUUCCAGUCCAGGCUGCGGGCCCGGUCAGUGACCAGCUCGUGCCAGGGGGAGAUGGGCACGUGGAAUGGGAGGAGCAUCCUGGUGGUCGAUACGCCCCCCAUCUUCGAGUCAAGGGCCUGGACUCAAGAGACCUACAAGGACAUCGGGGACUGUUACUGGCUGUCAGCCCCAGGGCCCCACGUGCUGCUCCUGGUGACCCAGCUCGGGCGCUUCACCGCCCAGGACACCAUGGCGGUGAGGAGGGUGAAGGAGGUCUUCGGGGCAGAGACCAUGAGGCACAUGGUCAUCUUGUUCACUCACAAGGAGGACCUGGGGGACAAGUCCCUGGACAGCUAUGUGGCGAGCACGGACAACUGCAGCCUGCAGGCUCUGGUGCAGGAGUGCGGGAGGCGGUACUGCGCCUUCAACAAUCGGGCAGCCUGCCAGGAGCAGCUCGGGCAGCUGGCUGAGCUCAGGGCCGUGCUGGACGGGUUGCAGUGUGAGCUGAAAGGCUGCUUCCUCAGCAAUGACCUGUUCCUUUGGGCCCAUGUGCUGCGGCAGGGUGGGGAUGCUGCUGGCCAGGAAGACCACAGGCGCUACCUGGCCCAGGUGAGGCAGCAGGUGCAGAAGCAGAGGCGGGAGCUGAACGAGGCAGAGAACAACUGCGUGUGUAGGGCGCUCCUCAGAGCCCAAGACUGGAUGGUGUCCCAUGUUGUAAUAUCUGCCUGUCUUAUUAUAUGUGGUUUGAUUUUUCUUGCACUUUUAAUUAACUUUAGUUUUCUUCAGGGAAACUGAGCACUUCCUGGUGAUUUCUACAAUCAGAUGUUUUUCCAGGUUCUCCAUCUCGGUCUGUGUAUGUGCGGUGCUGUACAUUUUACACAGUUUCACUUUGUUUUGCUUUCUUGCAUGAGUCAUUUUAUGUAUUUUCCUGGAAGUGCUUUUAGGUAAAUAACUCAAAGGAAAAUUUUUCUGUUCUUGUUUGGUACCAAAAGAAAAAAAUUAUGAUAAAGAAAAUGUAAUAUCUAUACACAAUGGAGUACUACUGUGCUCUAAAGAUGGAUAAACUUGAGUCAUUUGUAGGAAAAUGGAUGCACCUUGAGACCAUAAUGUUACAUGAAACAAAUCAUUUUCUUAAAUGAGAAACCCAAAGUAUAAACAAAUCAAAGACCAAACUAAAAGAUAGAUGCAGUGGUACCUUGGUUCACAAACACUUUUGUUUGCAAAAAAUUUGGUGUGCAAACAGAAGCUUUGGGCAAAAUUUUGUUUUUGUUUACAAACUCUGCUUUGGGUGAUGUCAUUCCCACACAAAUACAAAUGUGGCCGUCUUUUCCAAAACCAUGGUACAAAGUAAGUUUGUGAGCUGAGGUAGCGCUGUAAUAGGAAGUAGGGAGGGAGGUAGAUCUUUUGCAGAUGAGAAGGAUACCAAGAGAUGGCGGUAGGGGGUGGGGAAAGGGGAGAGGGAUGUACAAAGAAUGAAGCUGCUGGGGAUUUAGCUCAGUGGUUCCGCUGCCUGCUUCGCAACCACAAGGACCUGAGUUCAAUCCCCGGCACCAAAAAAAAAAGAAGAAGAAUGAAGCUGUGCUAUGUGCCCAUGCCAGCUCCCCGCAAGGAAUGUAAGUGUUGCGCACUGCAAACAUGGACUGCUAUAGAUAAACAGUGAGAGUAAAGAGUAAACCAACUGGAUACUGACCUCGUGAAGUCUCUGGGGGCUUGCAGGAAGGAAGGCAUGUGAACUGUGAGGCUAGGGGACUGUGUACCUCUGAACCCCUACUUUCUAUAGGUGUGAUGUUGGGAAGAGAAACAUGCUCUCUGCAAAGCUGGUAGCGGAAGUUCUCACUUUAUUCAUAAUUUAUUCAUUAGCCAGAGCUCGUUGUGGCCUGUAAAUGAUGAUACCCCUCACUUCUCAGUUCCCUCCAGAGGAAGAUAGGGUGGCGUGAUGAGCAAGCCAGAGACUCGAGGGUGAGGAAGGGGAUGGGGAGGAGGGCCCUGGACACGAGGGAGAGCUGAACAAAGUGUAGAGCAGCAGGCUGGGCCUUGCCACGGGGAAAGCAGGCUCAGCACCCGGGAAAUAUGGAGCAAGAAGUCCUAAAGCAGGGGUGAAAAGGGCCACAAGGCAGGCAGGGAUCCUGGGCUCAGUGGGCUACUUGGCAGACAUCAUGGCUACUACUCAACUACAUGUGUAGGCAAAAGUCACCGUGAACAAGAAAGAGGCUGUGUCCCAUGAAACUUAAAGACCCAGUCCAAAAAUGGGCAUCUGAAAUGAGCAGACAUUUCUCAGACAAAGAAGUAGAAAUAGCAAAUAAAUACAUGAAAAAAUGUUCAACAUCACUGGUCAUUCAAGAGAUGCAAAUGAAAACAAUGCUGAGAUUCCACCUCA